Molecule: messenger RNA, 546 nt
Organism: Cokeromyces recurvatus
Lineage: Eukaryota; Fungi; Mucoromycota; Mucoromycetes; Mucorales; Mucoraceae
Product: signal recognition particle 9 kDa protein
Exons: 4
Coding region: 83-412 (109 amino acids)
Biological process (GO): SRP-dependent cotranslational protein targeting to membrane
Cellular component (GO): signal recognition particle, endoplasmic reticulum targeting
Molecular function (GO): 7S RNA binding
Source: RefSeq, a predicted model, not a curated record
UUGGAUAUUAAAGGAAAAAAAAAUCUUCACCAAAGUUCAAUUUUCCUCUUUUUUUUAAUUUUUAUUAUUAUUAUUUGUAAUUAUGUAUAUUGAAAACUGGGACGAAUUCGAAAAAGCAGCCGAGGAAUUAUAUAUUGCUAAUCCUGAAAGAACGCGUUAUGUUCAUUCAUUUCGUCGUAAGGAUGGAGAUCUUGUUUUAAAAGUUACAGAUGAUUUAAACUGCGUUCAGUACAAGACUAAUCAGAUGGCAGAUUUAAAGAAAUUUAUAAGUUUGAAUAAUACAUUAAUGUUAAAAAUGAUGAAAAAAGAAAUUGAUACAAUGAUACCCGAUGCCCCUCCAGCUACAGCAGAAAAUAAAACUGCUUCACCCAAACAAACACCGAAGGGAAAGAAAGGAAGGAAGAGAAAAUAAAUAUAGAAUGUAAAAAUAAAUUAUUGUGUUUAUAAUAAAAGCACCACAUUGCUUUCCCCCCCCUCCCCUUUUUUUCUUUUAGUAGUUUAAAAGACAUAUUGUGUAAUAUACAAAUAUGAAUAACACAUAAUAUA